Molecule: messenger RNA, 1142 nt
Organism: Stomoxys calcitrans (stable fly)
Lineage: Eukaryota; Metazoa; Arthropoda; Insecta; Diptera; Muscidae
Product: translation initiation factor IF-3
Exons: 2
Coding region: 65-772 (235 amino acids)
Biological process (GO): mitochondrial translational initiation; ribosome disassembly
Cellular component (GO): mitochondrion
Molecular function (GO): ribosome binding; translation initiation factor activity
Source: RefSeq, a predicted model, not a curated record
GAACAAAAACACAUACAAAACGUAGUUAUAACAUUUUAAUUUCAACAAGUAAAUAGCAUUGGCCAUGGCCUUUUUACUAAAAAAUUCUCUAAGAUUCGCUGUAGCGAGUCAUUUGCUAAGGUCACGAACAACAAAUAUUCAAAACUUGUCUUCAGCCUCUGCAGUGGUGUGGCAAAAGGCAAAUGUGGGAGAUAGCGAAACCGGCGGAAGCAAUACUCAAAAGAAAUCAAAGGCUUCAGUGAAAAUUACCCUCAUACAAAAUCAAAAUGUAACCGUUACUGCCUUGGAAGAGGCUCGUAAUUUGGCCAAACGCCGUUCCAUGCAUUUGGUGCAAGUACAAAAGAUGGACACUAAAACCCAAAGGCCAGUAUAUAAAUUGGUUUCCGCAGCCGAACAUUUGCAAGAGGAAUUAUCCGAUUUGAAAGCACACGAUAAAGAUGGCACAUCACCUGAUAAACCGGCUCAGAAAAAAUCUGAAAAGACGCUUAAUAUUGGAUCACGUAUAUCUGAGCAUGAUUUGGCAUCACGUCUUAAGAAUAUCUCAAAAUGGCUAGACAAACGUCAUGAGGUACGCAUUCUAAUACAAGGGACCGAGGGCGAUAUGCCAGGUUGUGAAAAAAUUUAUAAAGCCAUUGAGGAAUCUAUUAAAACUCCAGAAACUAUAGGAAAGAUAGUACAAAAACGGGCCAAAGGUUCUGUUAUAAAGUUCAACAUUCUUCCAGUUAAUAACAAUGCCAGUGAGAAAUCAGCAACGAAUAACCCCAAUCAAUGACUUGCAGUGGUGGGCCAUUGUGAUACAGCUCUUAUGAAUAAGUUUAUAGCUCGCAGCUACUCCUCGUCCUCCCCCUCCUCCACUGGUGGUUGUCAACGUAGCUCAGAUCAUAGUUUGCCUGUCCACAAUAGCAGUAGUAAAAAUAACCUAAAAUUGGCCUUAUUUACAGUGGCUAUCAUAACACUCAAAUAUUAUUUUUGGUGGUCUUAUAUGAAGACUCCUAGUUCAUCAACACCCAAUGCAAGCAAUGAAAAAAAGGCUUCAAGCCAAGAAACUUAAAUUAUAAGGAAAAAGUCAAGCUUACUCCCCAUGUAUGUUAAAAAUGUUUUGUAUUUUUAUUAAAUAAUAAUCUUAAGUAAUUAGCAAAUAA